Molecule: messenger RNA, 753 nt
Organism: Closterium sp. Naga37s-1
Lineage: Eukaryota; Viridiplantae; Streptophyta; Zygnematophyceae; Desmidiales; Closteriaceae
Source: the annotation of a GenBank genome assembly
AUGCCACUCGUCCCUCAGCCCCUCACCCAUUCCCUCUCUCCCCAAGUAUCGCUCCCCUUCCAUCUGUCCCCUUCUCUCUCUCUCCACUUCUCACUCUCCCCCUCCCUCUCUCCGUUUCCCUCUCUCCCCUUUCCUCUCACGCCUUCUCUCUCUCACCGUCCCUCUCUCCUCCCACCCUUCUCCCCUUCCCUCUAUCCCCUUCCCUCUCUCCUAUUCGCUCCCUCCCUCUCCCUCUCUCUCAUUCCCGAUCUACUCCCACCCUCUCUCCCCUUCCUUCUCUCCUCCCUUCCUCUCUCCCCUUCCCCCUCUCCUCCUCCCGCCCGCAGCUGUUCUCAGGUCAGCCCAUCCACUGCAUCAGCAGCUCGUUCCUCUACCACCCCUCCACCAACCCAUUUCCUGCCCCAGCUGCCGCACACGCUGACGCCAGCUUGGGUGCUUGUACUCCUCCCACUUCCCCCACACCUCCUCUCCUCGGACUCCCACCCACCACCUCUCUCACCCUGCAUCCCUUCCUGCUCGAAGCUGAGUUGUAUAGGAGCAGGGGUAGGUGAGGAGGGUGUGGGUGUGUUUGAGAUGGUGGGUCGCGACAAGCCACCACCCGACAAGCCCUGCUCUUUCCCACUGCCCUCCCCCGCGCCCGCCCCCGCCACAAAAGCUGCUGCCGCCUCCGCCCUUGCAGUGGGUGCCGCUGCAGUCGGUCGCUGUCGCGUCCGUUAUGGGGUGGCUCAAACGCACGCGCCUGCCUGCUGCUGA